Molecule: messenger RNA, 2202 nt
Organism: Oldenlandia corymbosa var. corymbosa
Lineage: Eukaryota; Viridiplantae; Streptophyta; Magnoliopsida; Gentianales; Rubiaceae
Source: the annotation of a GenBank genome assembly
AUGGCAGGUUCAAAGAAAGGAAAGAGCAACAACAAGAAGAGAGAAGACAAGUCAAAGCCUAAAGAAUCAAACUCAAAACUUUCAUCUCAUCAAGAGUCCUCAUCAACAGCCGAAAAUGUUGUUCCUGCUGAAGGUGUUGAUGAACCGAUUGAAGAGGUUAUGUGGGGAAAAAGCCCUGAUGCUAAAACAGAAGAAUUGGCAAUGAGAUUGGAAAUGAAAGUGAAGGAGCUUGAGGCGCAAGUGGAAGAGAAAAAGAAGAGGCGAGAGUUAUUGUCCGAGCUCUUGAAACGGCAAAAGAUAGAAAUUGCGAAUGCUCACAUAAACAGCAUGUUGAAGAUGGCACCGGAGAAAUACCGCAUCGCCUGGAAUUAUCGAGAGAUCAAUGGAUAUGAGGUGAUAAAGGACGAAUGGACGGAAGAAGAUGACGAAAAGAUCCAGGAAUUCGAUGAGGACUUGAAGAAGCUCGAAAAGUUUUCCAAGCUUUUGAGAUGGGAUACGUUACAAUAUUUUACUCCCGCCAUUCCUGUUGAGGAAGAGGAGAAAGAGAACCUUGUCGAGAUUCCACUCGAGGCUACUCUCGAAAUCCCUGUUGAAGAAAAGAAAGCACCGGAGAAAUACCGCAUCGCCUGGAAUUAUCGAGAGAUCAAUGGAUAUGAGGUGAUAAAGGACGAAUGGACGGAAGAAGAUGACGAAAAGAUCCAGGAAUUCGAUGAGGACUUGAAGAAGCUCGAAAAUUUUUCCAAGCUUGUGAGAUGGGAUACGUUACAAUAUUUUACUCCCGCCAUUCCUGUUGAGGAAGAGGAGAAAGAGAACCUUGUCGAGAUUCCAAUCGAGUCUCCUCUUGAAACCCCUGUUGAAGAAAAGAAAGGUCCCUUUCCCAUUGUAAAUUCAGAUGAGGAAGUUACCGCCACUGCAGUCGCUGGCCAGAAGAAGAAAAAGAGCGCAAACCCUCUUGAUGGAGAGGCACUAAUAUUGCCCCCCCCCCAACUGUUUAAGGGAGAAUCUAAAAUGGCAAUCCAGACGUUUAGUGAGCCACCAACAAUCGAGUGUCCCUUGUUGGAGGAAUUCGCCACGAAGCUGAAUGAAACCGAUAGCAUAAGACUGGUCAUGUCUUCAAGCAAUGCUGGCUCUCGAUUAUUUUGUGAUGAAGAUCCCUUUCCCAUUGUAAAUUCUGAUGAGGAUGUUACCGUCACUGCAGUCGCUGGCCAGAAGAAGAAAAAGAGGCGAAUCGUCAAAGCCUCCGAAAAAGAGAAAAACAAGAAGGCAAAAUCCGACAUGCCCUCGACUGAGAAUCCAGCACAGUUGGAGAAAACUGUCCCCCCUAUUUCUGAAGAACCUCUGGUUCUGCCCUUGGAGCCUUGGACAAAUGUCUCUUCCACUGCCAACAACAGCGCAAACCCUCUUGAUGGAGAGGCACUAAUAUUGCCCCCCCCCCAACUGUUUAAGGGAGAAUCUAAAAUGGCAAUCCAGACGUUUAGUGAGCCACCAACAAUCGAGUGUCCCUUGUUGGAGGAAUUCGCCACGAAGCUGAAUGAAACCGAUAGCAUAAGACUGGUCAUGUCCUCAAGCAAUGCUGGCUCUCGAUUAUUUGGUGAUGAAGAUCCCUUUCCCAUUGUAAAUUCAGAUGAGGAAGUUACCGCCACUGCAGAAUUCGAUGAGGACUUGAAGAAGCUCGAAAAGUUUUCCAAGCUUGUGAGAUGGGAUACGUUACAAUAUUUUACUCCCGUCAUCCCUGUUGAGGAAGAGGAGAAAGAGAACCUUGUCGAGAUUCCACUCGAGGCUCCUCUUGAAACCCCUAUUGAAGAAAAGAAAGGAGGACCUGCACAAGUGGUGUGUUGCCUUCAUGUACAGGAUGAUGUAGUGGCAGCAGCCAUCGAGGAGGUGAACCUAGUUGUCCCUAAAUGCGGCGCACACCGAGUUGCCGUGGCAGGCCUUAAGAGGCUUAGGGAUGAUAGACCUAUCAAGGCCAAAUGGUUCAACCAACUUCUAAUUCCGGAGCCAAAGAAAACCAUGCACGAGGCAAUGGUGAAGGUCUUGACCAAGCUCAGCAUCGAGCAACUGCCCCUAUGGGAAGCCCUGACGGGAGCCAUGGCUAAAAUGAACUCUCCCUCGGACAUUGUGUCGUUCCCUGGAGAUGCCUCCACAAUUUUUGCCAAGGGCCCAAGUGGAGAGGAGUCCAUCCCUGAUGUGCUAGACGAAUAA